AUGCCGCUGGAACCGCGUGUGCUCAGUGCCGUGCUCGAACACUAUGUCAUGGUCGCAGCUGUUGUGAGCGUGGUGUAUGUGGUAGUCCUCGUCGCUCACCGCCUCUUCUUCUCGCCUCUUGCCAAAUUCCCGGGUCCGAAGAUCGCCGCCGUCACCAGUUGGUACGAAUUCUACCAUGACUACUUCCGCAGAGGAAAAUACGUCUUCAAGAUCAAGGAGAUGCAUGACCGAUAUGGGCCCAUCGUGCGCAUCACGCCGCAUGAGCUUUCGAUCCACGACCCGGACUUCUACAACUCGAUAAACGUCUCGGGAAGUGUUCGAAAGACCGACAACUACAAAGGUUUCGCGCGUGGUAUCGAUUUUGAUGGCACACACUUUCUCUCUACGUCGCACGAUCUCCAUCGUCGGCGACGAAAACCGUUAGAGCCCUUCUUCUCUCGUGCAGGCGUGACCAAGCUUGAGCCUAUGGUCGGAGAACUGGCCAAACGCUUCGUGCGACGGCUCGACAGUUAUCAAGGAACCGACCAAGUGAUACGCCUUGAUCAUGCAUACGUAGCUCUUGCUGCCGAUGUGGUGGGGAAGAUAUGUUUUGAAAGCAACUCCAACAUGAUCGACGAGCCAAGUUUCGGGGUGGAGUGGUACAAUCUGCUUCACAACUUCAUUCAUUCGCUUCCAUUGGUCAUGGCCUUUCCGCAGAUGAUCAAAAUCCUGAACGUCAUACCGUCCGAGGUGCUACGCUGGCUUGACCCCCGCCUGGUAACUUUUGAGAAGUUUCGAGACUUCGCUCGGCAACACAUAAUCGAUGCCAAGCGAGAAUUGGAACAGAAACCAGACUACGAGACUUUUGAGACUCGAAACUCUGUGUUCAGACAUCUCCUCACCAGCGGCCUGCCGGAGAGCGACCUAUCCGUGGAAAGGUUGACCAGGGAAGCACAGAUCUUUCUGGGGGCUGGCAGCAUUAGCGCGGCCCGUACCCUAGACUUCAUUAGCUACUACAUCAUUGCUAACGACGACUAUCUCAAGCGAUUGCGUGUGGAACUAGCGCCUCUCAUGGAAGGCUACCCCCAAAGACUACCGUCGUUUGUGGAGUUGGAGCGGCUACCCUUUCUACAAGCAUUGAUCAAGGAAGGACUGAGACUCAGUUAUGGUGUCAUGCACCGUAUGCCUCGCGUAUCGCCGGAUCAACCCAUCCUCUACCGUGAUUGGGUCAUUCCACCUGGUGUUGCCGUUGGUAUGUCGGCAUACAUGAACCACACGGAUCCUAAUAUAUAUCGCGAUCCCUUCACCUUCAAUCCCGAACGUUGGUUGAAUAAUGUCACCCCGGAAAUGACCCGAUGUCUUGUUCCGUUCUCCAAGGGGUCGCGGAAUUGUUUGGGCAUGAACCUGGCAUACAUGGAACUGAACAAGACACUUUCGACUGUGUUUCGACCUGGUGCUCCAAGACUGGAACUGUUCGAGACGGACGAGAGUGACAUAGUCCAAGCCCACGACUAUAUCAUUCCGCUGCCCAACUUGGACAGCAAGGGUUUACGUGUCAAAGUCGUUUGA
Molecule: messenger RNA, 1548 nt
Organism: Didymosphaeria variabile
Lineage: Eukaryota; Fungi; Ascomycota; Dothideomycetes; Pleosporales; Didymosphaeriaceae
Exons: 6
Coding region: 1-1548 (515 amino acids)
Molecular function (GO): heme binding; iron ion binding; oxidoreductase activity, acting on paired donors, with incorporation or reduction of molecular oxygen
Source: RefSeq, a predicted model, not a curated record